Toxotes jaculatrix (banded archerfish) is the source of this 1321-nucleotide messenger RNA. RefSeq names its product retinol dehydrogenase 14b (gene rdh14b). The transcript has 2 exons. NCBI's taxonomy places the organism in Eukaryota, Metazoa, Chordata, Actinopteri, Toxotidae. The record is from RefSeq and is a predicted model, not a curated record. Bases 74 to 1045 code for a protein of 323 amino acids.
UUGGACACAUAAUACACUGUAACACCUAUCCGGUGCUCUUGUCCCCGCUGACCUGUCACCGGUACCCGCUUUCAUGUCCACGGCGGUGCUGAUUGCCGCUGCUGUCGGCGGUGGGGUCCUGUUCCUUAUUCGCCGUUUGUUCCCCGUCCAGAAAGCCGGGAAACUGCUCCGUUAUCCAGCCGACACAAUGCGGGGAAAGACGGUCAUCGUGACAGGGGCGAACAGCGGGAUAGGGAAGGCCCUGGCCGGGGAGCUGUUGAAGCUCCAAGCCCGGGUGAUUAUGGCCUGUCGGGACCAGCGGAGCGCCGAGCAGGCGGCCCAGGAUAUCAGAGAACAAGCGGGACCGGAGCAGGGGGAGGUGGUCAUCAGACACCUGGACCUCGCUUCUCUGGCAUCAGUCCGAAGAUUUUGUGAGGAGAUUCAUGAAGAGGAGUCCAAGAUUGACGUGCUCAUCAACAAUGCAGGCAUCUACCAGUGUCCCUACACGAAGACAGAGGAUGGUUUUGAGAUGCAGCUCGGUGUGAAUCACCUGGGCCACUUCCUUCUCACUCACCUGCUGCUGGACCUCUUGAAGACUUCAGCCCCCAGCCGCAUCGUUGUGGUUUCCUCUAAGCUUUACAAGUAUGGCCACAUCAACUUUGAGGACCUGAACAGUGAAAACAGCUACAACAAGGCGUUCUGCUACAGUCAGAGCAAGUUGGCCAACUUGCUGUUUACACUUGAGCUGGCUCGUCAGCUGGAGAGCACGGGGGUCACGGUCAAUGCUCUCACCCCAGGCAUCGUGAGGACUAGACUAGGCAGGCAUGUUCAAAUCCCUCUGCUGGCAAAGCCGCUGUUCUACCUCGCCUCGCUGAUCUUUUUCAAGAGUCCACUUGAGGGGGCCCAGACUCCUCUCUAUCUAGCCUGCUCCCCAGAGGUGGAGGGAGUGUCGGGGAAGUGUUUCGCUAACUGCGAGGAGGAGGAGCUGAAGGCCAAAGCUACAGAUGACCAGGCUGCGAAGAAACUGUGGGACAUAAGCAGCAGGAUGGUUGGACUCACUAACUAAGCAGAGUCCAGUUCAGUGGACGGUACCUCAGGGGAUUUAUGUGGUCUUGGACAAGAUAAUUAAUCCCUAGCAGUCCCACAAACUCUCUGCGGCGAGAGAUGGCUUGUGAAAAGACAGAUUGCCACCUUUGGGAUAAAACCAUUAACUGACUGACAUAUUGUGCCAGUGAAGUGUGUAAAUUAAGUCUCUGUGAGCAAGUGUGCUGAAAGUAUAUUCCAGAGAGUUGAUCACAGUUUGUAUAAAAUUUGAAAAAUAAAUAAACAUGCCUAUAAAAUU